Molecule: messenger RNA, 1088 nt
Organism: Anopheles stephensi (Asian malaria mosquito)
Lineage: Eukaryota; Metazoa; Arthropoda; Insecta; Diptera; Culicidae
Gene: bonsai
Product: 28S ribosomal protein S15, mitochondrial
Exons: 3
Coding region: 140-979 (279 amino acids)
Biological process (GO): translation
Cellular component (GO): ribosome
Molecular function (GO): structural constituent of ribosome
Source: RefSeq, a predicted model, not a curated record
UCCCUUUUCGCCACCGUUCCAGUGACACAAAAAACGUAAACAAAGAAAAAAAUAAAGCAAAAACCCACCUCGAGCUCGUCGUGGUUGCACGGUGUGUGCGUGCUUUCGUAACAACAAAUAGCUAAUCGUACCAGCCACCAUGAACGCACUGGCAAAGCUGAAAACCCUCACAACACCCUCCAUCAAUCAGAUCGUUCGUACGUACGCACUAAAAUCCGAUCUGAAAAUCAAAUGGGUCCGGCCGGAGAAGGUGCCGUGCUACAAGCCGCAAAAGUCGGGCGAUCUGCAGUCCCUGCCGAAGUUUGCCGGCAGCGAGCUGAUGAAGGACUACCGUGAAUCGAAAGAGCUGGAAACGGCAAACGAGCACGUGCGGAAUCUGUUCACCCUGGAGCACAACCGGCGCCGGCAGAUGGUGGAAAACUUUAAGGAAGACAUGGUGCGGCGCGUGUACCGGCACGAUUUGGACUACGGUUCGAUGGAGGCGAAAUUGGGUCUCAUGACGGCAAGAAUACGCAGCCUGCAGGACUAUAUGGAGCAGUUUCCGCGCCAGUCAGUGGUGAAGGUCCAGCUGAAGGAGCUGAUCGAUAAACGCAAGCGCUUCCUUCGCUAUCUGCGGCGCUGGGACUAUCGUCGGUUCGAGUACGUGCUGGAGAAGCUAGACCUCGUUUACAAACCCUACCCAACGCAUUUCCAUUGGAUCACCCGUAAGGAUUCAUUGCGCAAGCUAACCAACAUCCACUGCGAUCAGAUUAAGGAAACGCGGCUGGAAGAGUACCGCAAACAGCUCGAAUCGCAGCAGCUAGACUUUCUGGAAAAGAAGCUACAAACGCUGGAAUUUAUUCGCAAGGAGCAAACCGAAUGUCAGGUACCGGUCACCGUAACGAAGGAAGAAAUUCAAGCCGUCCGCAAGCAGUACGAUCAACUCAAGCAAAAGCGAACGGCCAUGGCAGAAAGCUUAAAAGCGGCAGAAGAAUCGUAGUAAACCAACCAGUUGAGUGAAGAGCGGGAAUGGUAUCCCCAGUUCUUUUCCGUUCAUUUUAUUGUAUAAAAAAAUACAUUAAUAAAGUUAAUAGACUUGAGCUAGAGAG